AAACCCUAGUCCCCCCUGCAUUCAUCAUCGUUAAUUUCUCCUUUCGUCACGAUUCGCCGCCGCCUUGUGCUCCAGUCAUUUACAUGUUAUCGAGUUUUCUCUCUACGUAAAGAGACUUUCCCUCUUUAGUUGCAGAUUCGCAUCAGAUUCUGUUUUUGAUGUGUCGGUGAUCAUCGAUGGUGAACGAAUUCGAGAAGAUGGAUAAGGAACGAGUUAGGAAACGAGCUCGUAUGACCUGGGACGAGGCGCCAGCUGAACCAGAUGCUAAAAGGUCUCAGAGACAUGGAAGCGAUGGGAGGGUUUUGUUGUCACCACCACUAAGGGAGGAUGAUCGCGACGGCCAUUACAAUUUCAGUUUGAGAGAUAAUCUCACUCCUAGAUAUAAAAUACUAAGCAAGAUGGGUGAAGGCACAUUUGGUCGGGUUUUGGAAUGUUGGGAUCGUGAAACUAAAGAGUAUGUGGCUGUAAAGAUUAUCCGAAGCAUCAAGAAAUACAGGGAUGCGGCAAUGAUUGAGAUUGAUGUUCUUCAAAAGCUUGUUAAGACUGACAAAGGCCGCAAACGAUGUGUGCAGAUGAAGGACUGGUUUGAUUACAGGAAUCAUAUUUGCAUUGUGUUCGAGAAGCUUGGGCCAAGUUUGUUUGACUUUCUAAAGAGAAAUAAAUACUCCGCAUUUCCUCUGGCUCUUGUCCGAGAUUUUGGAUACCAGCUUUUGGAAUCUGUAGCAUAUAUGCACGAGUUACAGUUAGUUCACACCGACCUCAAGCCCGAGAACAUUCUUUUGGUGUCUUCAGAAAAUGUAAAGCUUCCUGACAAUAAGAGGAGUGGUUCAAAUGAGACGCAUUUCAGGUGUUUACCGAAGUCAAGCGCCAUUAAACUGAUUGAUUUUGGCAGUACUGUUUGUGAUAACCGGAUUCAUCACUCUGUUGUCCAAACAAGGCAUUACAGGUCCCCUGAGGUCAUUUUAGGUCUAGGAUGGAGUUACCAGUGUGACUUAUGGAGCAUAGGUUGUAUACUAUUUGAACUAUGCACUGGUGAGGCUCUGUUUCAAACGCAUGAUAACCUUGAACAUCUAGCGAUGAUGGAGAGGGCAUUGGGACCUCUGCCUGAACACAUGACCCGGAAAGCCUGCCGGGGUGCUGAGAAAUAUUUUAGGAGAGGAGGUAGGCUGAAUUGGCCUGAAGGGGCCAACUCUAGAGAGAGUAUUAGAGCUGUAAAAAGACUUGAUCGUCUGAAGGAGAUGGUAGCGAGGCAUGUAGACAACGCAAGAUCGGGAUUUGCAGAUCUGUUGUAUGGUUUACUGCAGUAUAAUCCGUCCGAGCGUCUCACAGCAAACGAUGCUCUUGACCAUCCUUUCUUUAAGAACGCAAGCUGAGAAGAAGCAAAAAACAGAUGAGGCGAAGUGUCUGUCUACAUAGCAAUGUGCACCAUAAACUGUAGAAUUUUUACUUGGUAUCAAGUUUUUUUUCUUUCUAAAGCUCCUUGUCUCAUUAGCACCAUUCAGGUUUCAAGUUUGGCUACAGAAUAAUCUCUGUUGUAAUUACAUUGUGUUGUUGAGAGUUAAAAGUCACUUUGACCACAUUUUGAAACU
Molecule: messenger RNA, 1589 nt
Organism: Raphanus sativus (radish)
Lineage: Eukaryota; Viridiplantae; Streptophyta; Magnoliopsida; Brassicales; Brassicaceae
Product: serine/threonine-protein kinase AFC3
Exons: 12
Coding region: 177-1373 (398 amino acids)
Biological process (GO): protein phosphorylation
Cellular component (GO): nucleus
Molecular function (GO): ATP binding; protein kinase activity
Source: RefSeq, a predicted model, not a curated record